Messenger RNA from Trichobilharzia szidati, 1346 nucleotides. Lineage: Eukaryota; Metazoa; Platyhelminthes; Trematoda; Strigeidida; Schistosomatidae. The record is from the annotation of a GenBank genome assembly.
CAAGUGUGCGCGUCAUAUUCGAUUGGGCACUGAAAAAAUCAACGCUUUUGUCGCGUACAUAAACAUUUCUAUCGACAAAGCAUCAUCUUAUAAUAGUUUGAAGCAUUCUGUUUAUCACACUUCCAAAAUUAUGGAAAGCAACUUAAAUUAUGCCAAUCGACUCUCUGUUUACUUGAAUGCUGAUUAUUUAUUAAAACUGGAGCUUCCAUAAACUGCUGAGUUUUAUUUAUUUCUAUAUAAAUGCUUAACCUUAAUUUUCGUUUGAAAAUACCCCUGUUUUAAUGGGCAGGUUGAAUAUUUCAGUUUGGUCGUACUAGUUACCUUCAUUGUGGACUCAUUUUUUGGUAAUGUCGAAAGGAAUUGUAUUGCAUGGCCGACAAAUUGCUCAAGCUAUCGGCCAAAAAAUUAGAUCAGAUGUUGCUCAUUUAAAGGCAGAUUUCGGUAUCGCUCCCAAGUUAGUUGUCAUUGAAAUUGGUGAUUUACCACAGUCAAAAUUGUACAUUGAACAAAAGUAUAAAUUCGCUAGCAAAUAUGAUAUAAUUCUAUCGCAUAUGCAAUUUCCAUCACAUGUAUCUGAGUCAAAGAUUUUAGAUUAUAUCAACAAGCUGAAUACUGAUUCAUCCGUCCAUGGUAUUACUUUACAAUUACCUUUUGAUUCAUUUAUGAAUAUCAAUGUUUCCAAUUCGUUGAAUGCAGUUGUUACUCACAAAGAUGUUGAAGGUUUAAACUCAUACAAUACAGCUUUAUUAAGUCGUGGAGAUGUUAUCUGUCCUCAUUGUGAAGGUUUAAAACAACCGAACAUCCAUAUACCGUGUACAGCAGCUGCAUGUUAUGCAUUAAUUCGACAUGUAGACUUUCCUAUAAUUGGUUCACGUUGUGUAAUUGUUGGUCGUGGUCGUCUUGUUGGUGCACCUACAGCUGAAUUAUUAUCAGGAUCAUGUGGAGCAACAAUUACUCAGUGUCAUUUACAUUCAAAUAAUAUAAAUGAAGAGGUUAUUCGUGGUGAUAUUGUGAUUUCAGCAGUUGGGCAUCCAGGAUUAAUUAAAGGUGAAUGGAUUAAACCUGGUGCAUUAGUAAUUGAUUGCGGCUAUUCGGUGAUAAAUGAUCCUGAAAAUAUGAAUAAACCACGAUGUAUUGGUGAUGUAGAAUUCGCAUCAGCUUUAGAAAAGGCUAAAUGGAUCACACCAGUACCUGGUGGUGUUGGUCCAGUGUCAAUUGCUAUGUUAUUUCGUAAUACAGUGAACAGUGCUAAAUGGUCUGUAGGCUUAACUAGUUCCUGUUGUACAUGUUCUACUGAUGUAGACGUUUUAUCUAAAGAAUAUAUUGAUAAGAAAAUGUCCGGUUAA